Messenger RNA from Trypanosoma brucei brucei TREU927, 1053 nucleotides. RefSeq lists its product as hypothetical. The transcript has a single exon. The record is from RefSeq and is a predicted model, not a curated record. Bases 1 to 1053 code for a protein of 350 amino acids. NCBI's taxonomy places the organism in Eukaryota, Euglenozoa, Kinetoplastea, Trypanosomatida, Trypanosomatidae.
AUGAAGUUUCUUGUUGUCGAUGGUGAUUGGCCCGUAACUCCGUACACACUCACCCGUUCUGAAUUAGUGUCACAUUCAGUGGAGGAAGCAGACGGGGGUAGUGAAGGCGGUCAACUUAUUAUUCAUGGCCAUACGCUUGUUGCCCUCUGCCAGCAGCAGUUGCACACCUCGGUUGUAAGAGUGCGAGCAGCUCCUGAUCUUUCCACAUUGGGACUCACAAUAUUACACGAAUCUUUAAGUGAUAGCACUGGAAAUAUUCGCCUUGUCACUCCUAAGAGUCUCACGAGGCAGGUAUUUGCAGUAGAUGAUCUGUUAGUGCACGGAAGGCUAAUUGUUUUUACCUCCCGUUGGGAAUCACUCGCUUCCGCCGCCAUUGUUGGCGUGAAAUCUGACCGAAGGGAAGAACACGAGCUAACUCGCAGAACCAAAUCCAGGCCUGAGGAAACCAAGAAUAGCGGUAGGGGUAACCAUGACACUUCUGUGUCGCGGCCGAGCGUGUUUUCUGGGAGAAACCGAACGGCAUUGCACAAGUUUACAUGUGCUGAGACGUACUUUCAAUCAAUCCCCCCGGCUACGGUUCAUGACUUGGAUCUGUUGAAUAAUCUGAUUCAAGCAGGAACCAUUCGUCUCGACCCCCGCGUGGAAGUGUACCUCUGUACCGUGUGCGGAUUCCUACCGCGUCAAACGUUUACAACAUCAUGCUGCGGUGCUAUCAUGUGCGGCGCAUGCACACCACUUAUAUCUACUUCCUCAGUGAUGCCAUCUGUCAUGAGCGAAAGAUAUGUUUGCAUAGCCUGCAAAGAGCUUCCAUUUACAAGUCACACUGCCCAUGUGAGCAGGGAUGCAGAAGUGAUGAAGCUAGUGCGUGAGCUCCGCGUGCUACAUCAUCCACAGCUGGCUUCGGCAGCCUCAGCCACUAGUUCCCACGGAAUGGCUGAGAAGAGUCACGCAUCAUUGCCCUUCCUUUUGCACUCCAUGGGAAUCAUGCCAGCAAAACGUGAUGUGGGAGGCGCCGCGGCACCCGUUCUUGGGUCGGUAUUUCCAAAUCCGUGA